AUGCAAAUGCAAAUGUCAAAUAGUUUGCUUGCUGCAUCAUCAUCAUCACUUUCAUCAUCAAGUACAGCAAGUAGUGUUGAAAUUUAUACAGUUAUGGGAUUAUUUAAUAGUGGAAAAAGUGAAAAAGUUGAAAAAGUUGAAAAAUAUGAAGAACAUCAUGAAGCACCAGCAACAAAACCACGUCAUACUCGACCAUCAAAACAUCAUCGUCCAAAUAAAUAUGGAGCUAUUAUUCGACCAAUGCCUCAACCAUUACCAAUAAAUGGAAAUUAUUUUCAAGGAUCUAUUGCUUAUCCUCCAACUGUAUUUCCAAAUUUAACUCAAUAUAAAUAUGGAUAUCCAUCCAAUUUACAAUAUGAUUUAAGUAAAUUUACUCCAUCAUCAUAUCCUUAUAAUCCAUAUGCUGUUGCUCAAACAGCACCAAUUACUUUUCCUCCUAUGUGGAAUAAUGGUGUUUAUCAAUUUAAUGAUCGAUCACCUUUUCAACAACAACAACAACAACAACAACAACAACAGCAACAACAACAAGCAUUUAAUAAUUAUCAACAAAGUCCUUGGCCAUAUGCACCACCAUCCAAUUAUGGUUAUAUGCCACCUAUGAACUUUUGA
Messenger RNA from Adineta steineri, 609 nucleotides. NCBI's taxonomy places the organism in Eukaryota, Metazoa, Rotifera, Eurotatoria, Adinetida, Adinetidae. The record is from the annotation of a GenBank genome assembly.